Molecule: messenger RNA, 1992 nt
Organism: Eimeria tenella
Lineage: Eukaryota; Apicomplexa; Conoidasida; Eucoccidiorida; Eimeriidae
Product: succinate dehydrogenase (ubiquinone) flavoprotein subunit, mitochondrial, putative
Exons: 18
Coding region: 1-1992 (663 amino acids)
Biological process (GO): tricarboxylic acid cycle; mitochondrial electron transport, succinate to ubiquinone
Molecular function (GO): flavin adenine dinucleotide binding; succinate dehydrogenase (quinone) activity; electron transfer activity
Source: RefSeq, a predicted model, not a curated record
AUGAUGAUUGCAGCGUCACUCCAGAGGCAUUUGUCAAGCCGCCUUGCUGCUGCUGCUGCCUACAGCAGCAGCAGCAGCAGCAGCAGCUGCAGCCAACACAUUGCCUGCUUCUCCUCUGCCGCUGCUGCAGUAACAGGACCCAGUGUUUCAAAAAUUGGAGGAUAUGAGGUGAAGACCCACACCUUCGACGCUGUUGUUGUCGGCGCGGGGGGCGCCGGCCUGCGCGCGGCAUUUGGCCUGGCUUCCCAAGGGCUGCGGACCGCAUGCAUCAGCAAACUCUUCCCCACUCGCUCCCACACUGUGGCGGCCCAGGGCGGCAUCAACGCGGCGCUGGGCAACAUGUGUGAGGACGACUGGCGGUGGCAUGCCUUCGACACUGUAAAGGGCUCGGACUGGCUGGGAGACCAGGAUGCCAUUCAGCACAUGUGCCGCGAGGCCCCUCAUGUUGUGCGCGAGCUGGAGUCCUACGGGCUUCCUUUUUCUAGGACCAAAGACGGCAAAAUAUACCAGGCGAGGAGAGCUUUUGGCGGCCAGUCGUUGAAGUUCGGAAAGGGAGGACAGGCUUACCGUUGUGCUGCUGCAGCCGACAGAACUGGCCACGCAAUGCUGCAUACUUUGUACGGAAGGGCCUUAUCUUUUUCCUGCAACUUCUUUGUCGAGUACUUCGCUCUAGACCUUUUAAUGGAGGCCCCGGGGGCCCCCGGGGGGCCCCCCCGCUGCGUGGGGGUACUGGCCCUCUGUCUUGAAGAUGGUUCGAUCCACAGAUUCGCCACAAACCACACAGUCCUCGCCACUGGCGGGUACGGGCGGGCCUACCAAAGCUGCACUUCUGCACACACUUGCACUGGAGACGGAGGGGCGAUGGCCGCGAGGGCUGGCGUGGCUUUGCAGGACUUGGAGUUUGUUCAGUUCCACCCCACGGGCAUUUUCCCCGCGGGCUGCUUGAUUACCGAGGGCUGCAGAGGAGAAGGAGGCAUUCUUCGCAACAGCGAGGGAGAAGCCUUCAUGGCUCGUUACGCUCCGACGGCAAAGGACUUGGCUAGCCGAGACGUGGUCUCGCGUUCGAUGACAAUAGAAAUCCGCGAAGGGCGCGGCUGCGGGCCCCGCAAAGACCACUGCCACCUCGACCUCACCCACCUCGACCCCGAAACCCUCCAUUCGCGGCUGCCGGGCAUUACCGAAACAGCCAAGAUCUUUGCAGGAGUGGAUGUGACGAAGCAGCCGAUUCCAGUGCUGCCAACAGUGCAUUAUAACAUGGGGGGAAUUCCCACAAACUGGCGCUCUGAAGUCAUUCACUGCGUCAAGGGCAAGGGCCGCAUGGCGGAAGAGUGCGUGUUGGAGGGCCUCUACGCAGCAGGCGAAGCUGCAUGCGCUUCUGUUCAUGGGGCUAACAGACUGGGGGCCAACUCGCUGCUGGACUUGGUGGUUUUUGGCAAACAAGCUGCAGAUGUUAUUUCGGAAAAAGUCAAAAAGUCAAACCCUAAACCCUCGCUGCGCCCCGAUGCCGGAGAAGAGACUCUGGCGCGAAUUGACAAAAUUAAAAACAACAACGGCAGCCACACAGCAGCAGAAAUCAGAGAGCGGAUGCAAAAGACUAUGCAGGACCACGCUGCUGUUUUCCGCACGGGGCCUGUCUUGGCUGAGGGCGUAGCCAAAAUGAAAGAAAUCGCAAAACAGUUUGCAGACAUCCGCGUCACAGACAAGUCCAGAGCUUGGAACACGGACUUGGUGGAAACCCUUGAACUCGAAAACCUCCUGAGCCAAGCCACGCAAACUGUCCUGAGCGCAGAAGCCCGCAAGGAGAGCCGCGGGGCCCACGCCAGGGAGGACUUCAAGGACCGAAACGACGAGGAGUGGAUGGUCCACUCCCUGUCCUUCCAGAAAGGCCGAGACGUAGAGACAGCUCAGUUUGAGCUGGCUUACCGGCCUGUCCAGAGCCAGCCCCUGGACUCCGAAAUGGAGCCAGUGCCCCCCAUGAGGCGCGUCUACUAA